Messenger RNA from Monomorium pharaonis (pharaoh ant), 569 nucleotides. Its product is annotated as cytochrome c-like. NCBI's taxonomy places the organism in Eukaryota, Metazoa, Arthropoda, Insecta, Hymenoptera, Formicidae. The record is from RefSeq and is a predicted model, not a curated record. Bases 200 to 511 code for a protein of 103 amino acids. Gene Ontology annotation, molecular function: heme binding; electron transfer activity. The transcript is spliced from 2 exons.
AGUAAAAAUCAUUAAUUUAAAAGAAAGAGUGCAGAGAUACUUACGUCACAACAACUGAAACUGAGAAAUAUAUCGACCUUUCUAAAAAACGAGAUAGAAACUGAAGAUCGCAAAAUUUAAUAUUAUUAAAUUACUAUAUUAAUCUUAAUUUAAGUUAUAAAUUUGACUCAAUUAGCGACAAACAAAUAAUCUAUUAAUCAUGGGCGAUGUGGUAAAUGGCAGGAAAUUAUUUAUGAAGUUAUGUGUUACGUGUCAUACCACGGAAAAGGGUGGAAAACAUAAGAUAGGUCCUAACCUACAUGACAUCAUGGGCAAAACUAGCGGAACUAUUCCGGGAUAUAGUUCCUCGAAAGCCAUGAAAGAAAGCGCUAUUGUAUGGAAUGAGAAGAAUUUAAGCGGCUAUAUUGACUAUCCCAAAAAAUUUAUCCCGGGAACAUCAAUGGUGUUUAAGGGCGUUAAGAAGUCCGAAGAUCGACGAGAUAUAAUCGCUUUUUUAGCUACUUUAAAAUAACAUUUUAAUAAACUAGUAUGUGCUGUAGUUUUGCAGCAUAAAAGUAUUAUGAAAACUG